Messenger RNA from Punctularia strigosozonata HHB-11173 SS5, 1986 nucleotides. RefSeq lists its product as uncharacterized. NCBI's taxonomy places the organism in Eukaryota, Fungi, Basidiomycota, Agaricomycetes, Corticiales, Punctulariaceae. The record is from RefSeq and is a predicted model, not a curated record. Bases 1 to 1986 code for a protein of 661 amino acids. The transcript is spliced from 9 exons.
AUGCCUCUUAAACCCGUUCGCCAAGUUUACGUUGAGGAGCUGCACAAGAAGGGUCUGGGGCUGCCGCUUUGGUUUCCCGAGUCCGUUGAACAGCGCGCCGGACCACUGCAGGCCCAGAUCGGCGAUGUCGGGUUCGUGAGUCGGGAUGACGGUGUGUUCUACCGGCUGUUCAAUGCCUGCAAAACGCGCGAUCAUCCGUGGAACGAUGAUCUGGCGCCCCAAGACUUCGAGCCGCUAGUAUUGGACGAUCGUCAUGUCAAGACAGUCGAAAACAACCUGAAGGCGGGCGCAUAUGUGUGCACCAGUAACGCCGAACGUCAGGACCAAGCGCACGCUGGAAUUUCAUCGUUGGCACCGAUCACGGCCGGGUUCAACUUCAGUUUCUCUUCUCAAGUGCACCGUGCUGCCGUCCUUGUUCUAAAACCUUGGGCGAACUUCUAUCACUCCCUCCAGCACGAGACCAUCAAGAAUUACUGUCUCAAGUAUGGCGAAAGCUGGUACGACUUUGCCAAAUCGCAAGGAUUUGCGCUUGAUCCCGGCGAGAUCAUACUCGUUUAUGGUGUUGUCCGAACGGCAACAUGGGCUCUCGCUGCAUUCACAGAGAACGACACGAAGAUGGGCGCAGGUGUCUCUCUGGAUACCGCGUCAUUUGCUGGGGCGGGCAUUAGCUUGUAUCGUGCAUGGGAUGAAAGAAGUUCGGUGGAGCACAGGUCCGGUCCUCCAACGAAAUCUCACAAGCGACCAUCUGCCGAGGCCCACAUCCCUUGGAGUUUACCCUCUCCGCCUGUGUCUCUGCGUACGCCGGCGGAUAGUCUCAGUCGUAACGAGGUGUCCGCCGGUAAGAGGCCCCUGGAUGAAGACUGGAAUUUUGAUCAAACAAUCUUUCUUCGCCAUUACGUGGUCAAACCUCGGAUGUUCCGUACUCCUAAGGUCAUGCGAGGUGCUGCGGAUCCGAAGAACGUGGACUCAAGUGGCGAUGAUUCGGAUUCAAGUCUACAGAGCAUUCAGUCAUCGACCCAGUGUUCAUCUUCCGUAGAAGUAGCGCGAGAAUCUGAUAUAGGGCCGACGCAUUAUGGCCUACAUGUGCUGCUCGAUCACCUUCUCGAGUCCCAACCAUCGGCCCGAGCUGCCGUCGCUUGCGACGAUGAGUUCUACCAUACAGUGAAGGGAGUGUCCGAUGUUGAUCUUACGACAUAUUUUCGGCAAGCUGAACCGCGUACGUUCGUCCGUAACGGCUCCGCGGCAUUAUCGGUUGAUAAAGAUGGAUUUCCAGGACAUAGCGUGCCAUCUCAUCAAUUGGUCACCAUAUUGUCCUCCCCGGGUGCCGGAGCGUCUGGACAGACGCAGUCGCUGCAGGAUCUGUUCACCAAGCUCCCGAAGGAGAGAUACGCUAGUAUAAACCAGCCCAAGAGAAGCUUACUCAGUGACCUGUUCACUCCACAAAUACCCGUAGUGCCUCUAGGGAGCGCUGAGCCCCAACGAUCUGAAGACGUCAAGCCGGACACAAUACACCACAAGAGACCAUAUACCGCCAAUUCCGACUCUGCUACAUCUUUGAGGUUUCAGCGCAGAAAUCCAAGUUUGGCAGGGUCAGGACUGUACCCGAUUCAUCCCAUCCAGUCCUCUACAAGGAUUUCUCCUCGAAGAACUUCGGACAGCGCGAUUGGAGGCGCGAAACAGUUGACUUCCACGCGCGCUCGGACACAAGAAGUUCCAUUCCCUGCUCAACUUGCGAUCCCUCGCACAACGCGCAGACAGAUGCUCAAUAAGGAGCUGACUGAGGCGGAGAGGAAAGACCUCCUUUGGGAACGCAGGAGAAGGGGGAGCGAUGAUGACGGUCGGAAAGGUGGUUCCCAACUUCCAAGCCCGAUCCUUGUGCCGAGACCCAUCUUGGACAGUCGAAGUGUAGAUAGAGUGGAUACGGGAGGAAUGCAUACCAGGCUCGCGGUCAUGAAGAGCAGGAGUUGGGGCGACAAUUGGCUCUAG